AAUGACCGUAAUGGUGUAUUGGCAACACCGGCCGGGUGACUUGUCAAAAAACAGCUGUGUAAUUUAAAAUUAAAAUAAAAUAGAAAAAUAGUCAAAAUAGCCCUUAAAAGUAUUUAAUAUAGUAGUAGUGGUCAUAAAUAUAGUGUACAAAUGUUUGUGGCGUCAUUGUAGAAGGAUAACUGAUAAAAGUCUACAUCACACGGAGGCGGUCAGCUGUCAACCGCUCAAUUCAAAUUAUUUGGAUUUUUACGGGAAGUAUCUUUCUAUUACAUUUGUGUCACACUUUACUGCAUCAGUUCCACAACUGCAGAUUGUAUUAUUUACAUUACAUAUCGGAUUUACGUCAAAAACAAAGUCAACCUUGUAACCUACCCUAACAUUGCAAUAAAAAUAAAAAGCGAGUAAAAACCAAAGAUAACUUUCUCCUGAUUGCUUAUACAAGUAAAUCAAUAUAUUAUCGGAUAAAUUACAUGUUCCUUUAACGGUUAAUUUUAAUAAAUUACACAUUUAAUAAGCAUCACGUUUACAGAAUAAAUAUAUCUUUUCAUAUCUCUUCAUUUCAAUUUCGUGCAUAAUUUUUUAUCAAUCUUAUGCUGUUCUUUGCUGUGUAAUCUUAAAGCUACUGAAUGCAUACUUGAAACUAUCAGUCAUCUAGUGAACUUAACCUGCUAUUCUUUUCUGUCUUUCUCAUCUUGGUUACUUCACGCUUUCAGUAAAUACCUGACACCAUGUCCAUUAAGACACGAAAGGCUACUGUCAAAGACAUGGAGGUAAAACUGAAGGACACCCUGGAAGAGCUGAAAACAUCUAAGGAGCUCUGUGGACAACUGUUGAGGGAACGUGAUGAGAGCGAGGAAGAAAUACAGAACAUUAUUAACAAAAACUCAGGCUUGAAGUCUCAACUUGCCGAGUUACACAUUCAAUAUAUGGAUGUGCUGGAUCAGCGGGAUAGGUUACAGAUACACGCAGAUGGCAGCUCUGAAGUGGACAACAAGUGUUUUUUUUUUAUAUAUAUAUAUUUUGCGACUAAUAUUGAAUUGUAUAAUUGUAAUUUAAUUAUAAUUAAAUUGUAUUAGACAGCUGUGUUGCUGGGAAGUUUGUUCUUCACCACUUCUUCUUCCCAGCCAUAACACUAGGAAGUGGUGAAAGGGGGGCGUUUUGGGGGUGCUGUCAUUUUGUAUUUUUUGACGUGAAAAAGUGCUAGAAUCUAGCCUAUUUUCAAUAAACGAUUUUGACUUUGACUUUGACUUUGACCAACUUACGAUUUUGAAACAAAACUAUGACCAUUCCAGCAUUUUGCUAUGUUAACUUUUCAUACGUAUUUCCCUGUGUUAUUUUAAUGUUAAGUUGAAUAAAUGCGUAAUUAUUUGUUUUUCUGAUCAAAAUAGUGUCCGAGAUGAAAAUAGUGUCAAAAGAAGACGAAGUUUCAAUGUCAUCUUCCUAUAACAUAACAAUUAGGCGAUUUUGCAUUCGUUUAGUUGUACACUCUAUUGAUUGUAGUGAUGCCACUGUAACCAAUGUUGCACUUCACUGGCUCAUCGUUUGACGCAAAAUGGCAGCUUUUUGACAUUUUGGCGCCUUGACGUGACAUGUUUUUGACGUUAUAUUUUGGGAUUUAUUACUUGUCAAGUCCCCGCUGUGUGUGUUAUUAUUUAAUUUGGAUUUAAAUUUCUGAUAAUUGCAUACUUACCCAAUGAACAUUGACAUUUCUAAAUCUUCGAGCUAUCCUUAUGAACAAAGAUAAAAUAAUCUCAAACGAAAUGGUGGCCACGAAGAAUAAAAAUAAAGUGUUGUGUUCUACACCCGAACAUCGGGCAGACUCGCCUUCCAGAGACAGCGACUCCAUCUGUGACUCUGAGGCAGCCAGCCCGGUGCCAUUUCUCUGUACACAAGAUGGAGCAGAAGGAGAAACUGAUGUUGUUUGGAACUUCUACACACCAAAAUCUGAGCAUGCAGCAAAAUCACGAAUAAAAAAUUCGACGCCAGUGAGUCGUCGAUCUAAAAGAUACGUAAAGCCAAAAAUAGUUGAAAGACAACCUCCAAAACGAAGAGCACUUAAGCAAACUUCACAGAAAAAGACUGAAUUGUUCCAAGAACUUAUAGAACUGAAUCAAAAUCUGCUAGAGUUGAUGUCCAAGAAAUCACAAAACAAUUGUACAGAGAAAGUAAAUUCAGGCAGUGAAGAUGAUUUCAUGACUGAGUCACCAGAGUUCUCACCUAAAGCUAGAACAAGGAGUAAUUCCAGAUGCUUAAGGAGAAAUGUACUAAGUUCUAACUUUGUCAAACCAGAUCCAGAAACAGCAUUGGAAUCAGAUGACUCUAUGAAUGAGUGCCUUAUUAAAGCCAGCCAGGUGGUAGAAGAAAAUAUUCUCAAUGAAGCUCCUGCUGUAAAAAGGCCAUGUUAUGAAUCAAGUAUCAAAAAACCAGUAAUCAAUUCAGACAUAAACUUCAAAAUGGACCAAGACUCGAUGGAUGCUAUACUGAACAGCAUUAAACUAGAUUCUCCAAUUGUUAAAAAUGUUACAAAAUGUUCUUCCCCACAAUUGAAUAAUGAUUCAUUUGAUAGCCUUGUUGGAAACUUGAAUGAUAGUGCACUGGACCGAUUGACUCAGAUGCCAGUUAAAAUGGACACUUCAAAAAGAAAAAGUAAAUUGAAUACAUCAAGAGAGGGAAGCAGUUGGACAAUUAAAGAGUUGGUUGUUCAUGAUGGCAGUCCAUCUUCUAAGUCUAUAUUUAGUCGCCACAGCUCUAUGCCCAUAUCACCAACUGUUAAUGAUAAAAAUAAGCCUUCAACAAGUGGAAUGGUUUUCGGAAGAUAUAAUUCAAUGCCUUUUGGUAAUGAGGCUGAAAAAGCAUCAGUUCAAGGGGAUUCACCGAUCAGAUGUACGCCUGAGGAAAUAAAAAAGAAGCAUCAGUUGGCCAGAGAAAAAUUGUUAGCAAAGAGGCUUCUACCAUUUACAUCAUCACAAAAAAUUCCUCAGCCCCUCAUAAGUUCUCAAAUGACCCAACCAAUAAUGCCAAAGAUUACUGAAGAAGUUAAGGCUCCUAAAAAGUUACCAGAAACGCUUCCAACUAAGAAGGCCCUAUUUCAACCAAAAAUUGCCAGUAGUGUGAUAAAUGUUCAGAAUAAACCUGCUGCUAAUUAUCAACAGAAACCUAUAAGCAGCUCUGUAGAUCUCAAAAGUAUUAUUGAAAAGAAAAGACAGGAAGCUUUGAUGAAACUACGACGCCGACAAAUACAAAGCAAAUGAUUAAUCGUUGGAUAUUUAUAUUGUAAUUAAAAUUAUGUUUUGUUUGAUUUAUAUUAUUUUAACUAAGACAAGUAGUGCCUAUUUUGUAAUUUUAAAUAUUGCCACGUGAUAAAUACUAUCUAAAUAAAAAUGUGAUUAGAAGAA
Molecule: messenger RNA, 3395 nt
Organism: Helicoverpa armigera (cotton bollworm)
Lineage: Eukaryota; Metazoa; Arthropoda; Insecta; Lepidoptera; Noctuidae
Exons: 4
Coding region: 1731-3251 (506 amino acids)
Source: RefSeq, a predicted model, not a curated record